This is a messenger RNA of Teleopsis dalmanni, 920 nucleotides long. RefSeq lists its product as uncharacterized. Bases 54 to 854 code for a protein of 266 amino acids. The transcript is spliced from 2 exons. The record is from RefSeq and is a predicted model, not a curated record. NCBI's taxonomy places the organism in Eukaryota, Metazoa, Arthropoda, Insecta, Diptera, Diopsidae.
UGCGCUGAAUUCAUAACGAAUCGUAAUCCAAGUCGUUUAAACUCAUAAAGAAUAUGAAGUUUCUUAUAGUGGUUUUCCUGGCCUUAGUGGCAUUGACAACAGCAGCUGAGUUUUCAGAACCAUUGGCCGCCAAAGAGCGCUCAAUUUCAAGUCAAAUUGUCGAUGCGAUUGAAGGUGCUAAAACUCAAAUGCCAUGUGGCUUCCCUGGAUUGGGUGUACCACCUAUGGCACCAUUGAAAAUUGGACAUAAGGACAUUAAUAUCAAUGCUGGUUCUUUUGAAUUGGAAGGUGCCAUAGAUAACUUUAAAUUAUAUGGUCUCAAUGAGUUCGAUAUUGUCGAAAUGAAAGUGAGCACCAUAACAAGUAAAAUCACUUUUAAAUUCCAUUUCGAUAUAAUCCAUUGCAAGACCGUUUACAACAUGCUUAUGCGUACCGGUUCCAAUAUGAAGAAGGUAAUGAAUCGUGGAGGAAAUGCUAAAUUAGCACUUAAAGAUUUAACAAUUUGGGGCACAAUUAAAUACUCCCUUGGUCUCAUUGGUAGCAAUGGUUUACGCUUAAAAGAAUUCAAAGUAUAUGCCAGUCUUGGUAAAGUUGUUUCAGAAAUUGAAGGUCUUUCUAAUAUAAAAAUCAUUAAUCGUAAACUCAAUGAGAUUAUCGAGGAAUGGAUUAUGUUGGCCAUCAAUGAUAAUACAGAUAACAUGGCUGACAUUAGCAAUGAUUUCGUCGUGCCAAUUGCAAAUGAAAUAAUUGGUGAGAGAACCUUAACUGAUUUAAUUGGACUUAUUGGUGGUGGUGGCAAUGGUGAAGAAGGUGAGGAAAAAGAAGAAUGUAUACCACCAAUAGAUGAAGAUUAAAUAUUUGCAAAAAUAUCAACCUAUAUUGUGAUUUAAUAUUUAUCGCGUAUUUUAUAAUAAAAUAAA